Messenger RNA from Phasianus colchicus (ring-necked pheasant), 930 nucleotides. The record is from RefSeq and is a predicted model, not a curated record. Lineage: Eukaryota; Metazoa; Chordata; Aves; Galliformes; Phasianidae.
CCCCCAUCGCCCACCGCCGCCAUCAUGGAGCCCGCAGAGCCGGGGGGGGCCGCCCCUUUCGUGGAGAUCCUGGAGCAGCCGAAGCAGCGUGGGAUGCGCUUCAGGUACAAAUGCGAGGGGCGGUCGGCCGGGAGCAUCCCUGGGGAGCACAGCACUGACAGCGCCCGCACCCACCCCACCAUCAGGGUGAACCAUUACCGGGGUCCGGGCCGCGUCCGCGUCUCCCUGGUGACGAAGGACCCCCCCCACCGCCCCCACCCCCACGAGUUGGUGGGCCGCCAUUGCCAGCACGGCUACUAUGAGGCCGAGCUCAGCCCCGAGCGCUGCGUGCACAGCUUCCAGAAUUUGGGCAUUCAGUGCGUGAAGAAACGGGAGCUGGAGGCGGCGGUGGCCGAAAGGAUCCGCACCAAUAACAACCCCUUCAAUGUGCCGAUGGAGGAGCGCGGUGCCGAAUACGACCUGAGCGCGGUGCGGCUCUGCUUCCAGGUGUGGCUGCACAGCCCUGGGGGGCUCUGCCCACUGCCCCCCGUCCUCUCCCAGCCCAUCUACGACAACCGUGCCCCCAGCACAGCCGAGCUGCGCAUCUGCCGGGUGAACCGCAACUCCGGGAGCUGCCAGGGGGGGGAUGAGAUCUUCCUGCUGUGUGACAAAGUCCAGAAAGGUCGGUGUCCCCAAAAGUGUCCCCAUCUUGUCCCCAAAUGCAUCCCCAAACGUGUCCCCAACCCGUCCCCAAAUGUCCCCAACCCAUCCCCAGUUUUGUCCUCCAUUUGUUCUCUCAUGUGUCCCCAAUCUGUCCCCAAUUGAGACCCCAACCCAUCCCCAAUUGUGUCCCCAGUUGUGUCCCCAGUUGUGUCCCCAAUCUGUCCCCAGUUUUGCCCUCAAUCCAUCCCCAAUUGUGACCCCAACCCACCCCCAAAUGUUCCCCAGUUG